Messenger RNA from Adineta steineri, 609 nucleotides. The record is from the annotation of a GenBank genome assembly. Lineage: Eukaryota; Metazoa; Rotifera; Eurotatoria; Adinetida; Adinetidae.
AUGGCUGAGCAUAUUGAUCGAACGCGUCUUCUUACUAAUCUUCGUUAUAAUUUUGAUUAUAUAUCAAAAUUUCUUAAUUUUACUAAAGAUGAUAUUAAUACACUUAAUUCAUUGGCACCAAUUUUAUUUCCACGUAUUUCAUCAAUUGUUGAAACAGUUUAUAAAAAAUUAUAUUCAUUUGAUAUAACCAAACAAUAUUUUGUUCGUCGUAAUGAUGAUUUUGAAGUAUUUUCAUCGAAUACUGAAAUUAAUGGUACAAUUUUAUCUGCACAAACGGAUUUUCGAAAAGAUAUGUUAAGUAUGUAUUUAAAACGGAUAUUAAUACAAUCAGAAUGGAAUGAUGCAUUUUUACAAUUUCUAUCAUAUGUUGGUGAAUUACAUGGAAAUAAUAAAAAUUCUCAAAGUAUUAAUGUUGAUUAUAUUCAUGUAAAUGCAUUACUUGGUUAUCUUGAACAUUUAAUUCUUGAUAUAAUAUGGAAUAUAGAAAAUUUGGAUAUGAAAAAGAAACGUGAUAGUAUACGAACAAUAAAUAAAUUUUUUUGGAUACAAAAUCACUUUUUUACAAUGCAUUAUGGAAUAUCAUUAAAGGAUACAACUAAUAACAAAUGA